This is a messenger RNA of Acanthoscelides obtectus, 1494 nucleotides long. The record is from the annotation of a GenBank genome assembly. NCBI's taxonomy places the organism in Eukaryota, Metazoa, Arthropoda, Insecta, Coleoptera, Chrysomelidae.
AUGGCUCGUAUAGUUACAAAUAUAGCAGCUGAACGACUGUUUUCCUUCUUCAAUCGUGUAUAUGAAACACCAAGUCCUUCACAGAGCCUUAGCACUGUUGCAAAAAGGUUCAGCUCGCCAAACUUAAAUUUGAGCAGUGUAUAUAUAAAAAUUUCUGAUAUUUGUGAAAAGCUGGCUAGCCUGGACUUGUCAAAGGGACCGGGUCCUGAUAGUGUGAGUGCAUUGUUUCUUAAGAACUGUGCUUUCUCACUGUCUAGGCCUUUAUGGAUUUUAUUUAAUAAAUCUUUAGCCCUGGGAGUUUUUCCAAAGAAAUGGAAAACCUCCUACAUUAUUCCAAUUUUUAAAAAUUGUGGAAAUCGAGAGAAUGUUGAAAAUUACAGGCCCAUUACAUUGAUAUCGUUAAUUCCAAAGGUUUUUGAAUCAUUUGUAGCAGAUUUUUUGAAGGAAAAAUUUAAAAAUGUUAUAAUUGCACAGCAGCAUGGUUUCUGUGAAGGAAAAUCUAUAACUUCUAACCUUUUAGUUUAUCAUUCACAUAUAGUUGAGGCAUUGGAAAAUGGGCAAUCUGUUGACUCAAUUUAUACAGAUUUUGGGAAAGCAUUCGACAAGUUGAAUAUAGAUAUUCUCAUUGAAAAGCUCUCUUGUUACGGAUUGCAUGGAAGUUUAUUGAACUGGUUAAGAUCUUACCUUUCUGAAAGAGAGCAAUUUGUAAAAAUUAAAAACUGUCUCUCAAAUCCAAUUGCUGUCUUGUCUGGUGUACCACAAGGUGCGCACUUGGCACCCAUUUUAUUUAUAAUUUUUGUCAAUGACAUAGCCCAAUGUUUUAAAUUCUGUUCUUUUCUUAUCUAUGCUGACGAUGUCAAGAUCUAUUUACCUCUUUCUGAUAAUAACUCAACAUUAAAGAUUCAGAGUGACCUUGAUCAAUUUGUUAAAUGGAGUGAAGAAAAUAGAAUGAUCCUUAACACAGACAAAUGUAAAUACAUUCAAUUUUCAAAGUCUAACAAUAAUAUAGUCAGCAGUUAUCACAUAAAUAAUACCCAACUUCAAAAUGUGAAUGUUGUUAAAGACCUGGGUGUUAUAUUUGAUAGCAAAGUAACAUUUUAUCAGAACAUAGAGGUUAUAAGAAAUAAAGCUUUAAAAAUGUUGGGCUUCAUAAAAAGAAAUACAUCUGAAUUUACUAACAUUGGAGCUAUAGUAACUCUCUAUACUUCACUGGUGCGAUCUCAUCUAGAAAAUUGCAGCAGCGUGUGGUCUCCAUAUUAUGUAACUUAUCAGGACAUGCUUGACGGGGUUCAGAGAAAAUUUCUACGAUAUAUAGCUUACAAAAAACACAUUUCUAUUGAGAAUUUAGACUAUAAUGCUCUUGAAAAGGAGUUAAGGAUUGGAUCCCUAAGAGCCAGGAGAGAUUCAGCAGAUAUUAUUUUUGCUUAUAAAUUAAUUCAUGGUGUUACCACUGCCAGACCUGCUUCUAAAGCUAAAUUUUUAUGUUUCUCCUAG